Molecule: messenger RNA, 974 nt
Organism: Benincasa hispida (wax gourd)
Lineage: Eukaryota; Viridiplantae; Streptophyta; Magnoliopsida; Cucurbitales; Cucurbitaceae
Biological process (GO): negative regulation of catalytic activity
Molecular function (GO): enzyme inhibitor activity
Source: RefSeq, a predicted model, not a curated record
ACCCGUUCUAAUUGGGGCAGUUAAGAAAAACAGUUACAAAAAUCAUGCCAUUGCCAUUUAAGCAUAUAAAGACCAAACCACCGCCAAGUUCACAUAAUCCAUCCCUCUGCCCGUUCCCCAUUUUUGCCCUAUCCCGACCUUGAGGAAGAAGCCUAAAAAAAAUCAAAGCCAUUUAUAGUGAGAUUAAUUAACAAUAAUGGCUGAAAAGCAUUUGGUUUCUUUCUCAUUCGUCUUUCUCGCCGUCGCUGUCUUCGCCGGCCAAGCUCACGGAUCCACCAUCUGCGACAAAUCUGAUUACCCUGCACUCUGCCGGUCUGCCGUGAAAGGUGCCUCCGAUCCGGAAUCCGCCUUGAAGGCCGCCAUCGAACACCUCAUUUCCGAAACAAAUCACGCGAAAGAAUCGAGCCAGACGGUCGGCAAUUUGAAAUCUCUAAGCGUAUGCAAACAGAACUUCAAGGACGCGGUUGACGAUCUGCAGAAAAGUCUGCAGCAUUUGAAGAACUACGAUCUUCCGAGCCUGAAAAUCAGCCUCUCCGGAGCAUUGACUGACUACUCCACGUGCGACGAUGCGGUGGUGGACAACGGCGACGAGAAGAAAGCUUUAGGCGUUCUGAGCACCGACGCUCUGCUGGAACGUUUGGCUAGCAAUUGCUUGUACUUGGCUUCUUUGUUGAGGUUGAAGUAAUUUUCCAAUGGCUUAAGUUAAUUAUAGGAAGAGGAAUGGGCGAAUAAUUAAGGGAGGCGUGGCCGGACCGAUGUGUCGUUUUGCUCUCAAAUUAUUUCGAUUUGUCGUGUUAUAAUAAUCCAAAACGGCCAUAACCAAAUAAAAUUACACAAUUAUAUUUUCAAAUGUCUUAUAUGCUACCAACAUGACCAUACUUUCACGUCCGAUCUAAAAUUCUAGGUAAGUAGUCACCAAUAUAGAUUAAAUCCAUAAACUCGUUUAAGGUCAUGUCCCUUCUUUAUUGUCCGAC